AUGGCGCCUCUGGUCCCGUCGCAAGAUGAGCAGCAGCGUCGCCGGAUCAUCGACAUCAAUGCAGAGACCGUUACCAACAUCCCCUCCACCGACUUCCCAGGCCAUUGGCCGGGUGAGUCGCAUGCGUGGGCGGUUGACCAAUUCAAGAACACUUUCCAAGUCGACUUCCACCGCAAUGACCCACUCGAGGCCUCAUUCUCGCUGAUCGGACUCGAUGCCGCGGUCGCCAACGCCUUCCGCCGAAUCCUCAUGGCCGAGAUUCCGACGCUGGCCAUUGAAAGUGUUUUCGUUCACAACAACACCUCCGUGAUCCAAGACGAAGUGCUCGCACAGCGACUGGGUCUCGUCCCGCUCAAGGGUUCCGUGGAGGGUUUGAACUGGAUGCACUGGUUCCGAAAACCGGGUGAGGAUGAAGAUGGUUCAAACGCUUCCGAGCCGAGUGACUUCAACACCGUCAUUCUGCGACUCGACGUGGAGUGCACCAAGAACCCGGAAGCCGACGAAAACGAGCAGGACCCGCGCAAACUCUACAACAACGCCCAUGUCUAUGCGAAAGAUAUGACUUUCCACGCUGUGGGUCGCCAAGAGAGUUACUUUGUCGACGAGGGUGCGAUCAGGCCCGUUCACCCAGAGAUCCUGCUCGCCAAAAUGCGCCCCGGCCAGAAGAUUGACGUCGAAAUGCAUUGUAACAAGGGCAUUGGCGCGGACCACGCCAAGUUUUCUCCCGUGGCAACCGCCACAUACCGUCUCCUUCCGGACAUCAAGAUCCUGCGCCCCAUCAUUGGAGAUGAUGCCAAGAAGUUUGCCAAAUGCUUCCCCAAGGGUGUGAUUGGCCUCGAGCCUGUCACAGCCCAAGAAGCUGGUCGCGGUGGAAGCGGAUACGAGGGCCACGCAGGCGAGCAAAAGGCGGUCGUACAGGAUCCGUUCAAGGAUACCGUCAGUCGCGAAUGCUUGCGUUAUGAUGAGUUCCAAGGCAAGGUCAAGCUGGGGCGGGUGCGGGAUCACUUUAUCUUCAAUGUUGAAAGCACCGGCCAAUUCGACAGUGAUGUUCUCUUCCUGGAAGCUGUGAAGGUCAUGAAGCUGAAAUGUGCUCGGUGGAAGCGCGGACUGAAUGACCUCAUGGCGUAA
Penicillium alfredii is the source of this 1128-nucleotide messenger RNA. RefSeq names its product DNA-directed RNA polymerase core subunit RPC40. The coding region runs from base 1 to 1128 and encodes 375 amino acids. The transcript is spliced from 3 exons. Lineage: Eukaryota; Fungi; Ascomycota; Eurotiomycetes; Eurotiales; Aspergillaceae. Gene Ontology annotation, molecular function: protein dimerization activity; DNA binding. Gene Ontology annotation, cellular component: RNA polymerase III complex; RNA polymerase I complex. Gene Ontology annotation, biological process: DNA-templated transcription. The record is from RefSeq and is a predicted model, not a curated record.